Messenger RNA from Trypanosoma brucei brucei TREU927, 2775 nucleotides. RefSeq lists its product as hypothetical. Lineage: Eukaryota; Euglenozoa; Kinetoplastea; Trypanosomatida; Trypanosomatidae. The record is from RefSeq and is a predicted model, not a curated record. Bases 1 to 2775 code for a protein of 924 amino acids. The transcript has a single exon.
AUGAGCUCUUCACAAGGAGAAAUGCCCCGACCGGUGGUAUCGGGUGCGGGUGCACUUCGGUGGGGAGAGAGCACCAACAACAACACCAGUAGUGGUAAUGCGAGUUGCGUUACUACCACGGUAUCUGUUUUUCGGCAGAGUGUUGAUAAUUGUAGCGGUGAGUGUUCGAACAAAACAGCGGUAGUAGCGUCGUUGCCCAGUUUGUUUAGCGGCAUGGAGGUAACGAGAACACAGUGCAGGAGACGUGCAGCGGCCGAAAGAACGGGAACAUCGCAUACUUCCCGAGCCGAAUCUUUAGUUUCAGGAACACUUCAUAGUGAGGUAGUUUCAACCGAAGUGAAAACUGUAGAAAGUGUCUUCACGGGAGCUGUUGGAAACCAAACAUUUUCUUAUGAAAGUGAGCAAGGGGUGGAGGAAAGAGGUGAAUUCAAUGCGAGGUUCCAGGAGGUUGAUGAAACCCCUGUUCGACGCAGCCCAUUAGCGACCCAAGAGGAUGCCAGAGCUGCAGUCUUGAUGGGGAACGUCAAAGAAGCCGUUAGUACUCCUUCGGUAAACUCCGCUGUUGAAAUGAGUGCUCCUCAACAUAAUGUGAAACCUAGCAACGUGAUGUUCCCUGAGAGAGGUACACUCUCGUUUAUGAAGUCCGCAUUUGGAUUUAUCUCCGGCCAAGGCGAAAAACAUGAAAACUCGGGAGAGGUGGCUGAUUACGAUGCCAAAAACGACGUUGGAGGGAGUGAUGAUGCACCCAUUAUCCCACCACUUUGCGCACUUUAUGGGUCCAAAAUUCUUUCUGGUAAUUGUUCAGAAAAAACACAACAUGCUGAAGAAGCAGCAGCAGCACUUGUGCUUCCCCUGCAACAUGAAUUUAAAGGAAACCUUACCACGGAGAGCAUGAACGAUGGAAGGUGUGAUUAUGUUGCCAUUAAUUCUUGUUGCUUUCCCACCAGGGGUGAAGGGAACUACGUGAGCACGGUGGAUGACCGAGAAGAUCGCCUGAACAAUCAAGUGAGAGCUGUGGGCACUUUGGAACCUUACAAUACUUCAAAUAUCUUGGGGGAAGGCGUGGAAAUGGAUCAGCAACAGGUCACACACCCAAGGAAUAUCUCUGGGAGUGUUAAAAACAGAAAACCGUGGGAAGAACGAUGGGACAGGCGCCGCCAAGAGGUUCGCGAGGCGGAGCGCAACGUCCUGAAAGCAGUUGAAACUAUCGCGAUCAAACUUGGCGAAGUCCAUGCUUCCAUUGAGGAGCGUCGAAAGAUUGUACGCGCGGCCUCCGAAGUGGAAAAACGUAUCGAGCAAUGUAUCAUCGAGGAGGCAUUUGACGGGGCAGAGGCUCUAAACGCAGAGCUGACACACCUGUUCCACCGUGUGGCAGAGCUGGAUGACGAGACGCUGAACUCAUUUUUACCGUCCUUAACCAAGUAUGGCACUCAUUUGCAAUCAGAGGUGAUAGCUUUCGCAGAACUUCUUCGUCAGCACCAUCAAGAUGUUUUGGAUUCCGGAGAUACCGCUGAAUUGGAGAUCCAAACUUUCAUUACAGAAUCAACGCAACGUCUCAACAGUCUUCUUAAAGAUAUCGCCUCCCAAAUGGAGAGGUCGAUAGGGAAGCAGCAGAUUGCACAGCAAAAGAUGAAUGAGAUAUGCGAACGUAAGGAUGGUAUAAUGAAGACAAUACGAGAGCAGAACUACGGAACACUGGAAAUACAACAACAGUUAGGCAGCGAGGUGGCGGAAAUCGAUGAGGAAAUGGAAGAGCUGGAAGCGAAGCUUGCAGAGCUGAGACGCCUUCGUGCAAUCAAGAUGGAAAAAAUGAAAGAGAUGGAACAACGGGUAAGAUGUAGCUUGGAUGAGCGCCGCAUGCUGGAAAGUGAGUUGGACAAACUCAUCACACGGGCGGAAAAGAAUUUAUUCGCGGCAAACGAAGAGGUUGAGAAGCUGCGUGUCGAACUGGAGUCGUAUGAAAGUGGUAGGGCAGCGUUUGAAGUGAAGAAGGAGCUUAUUCUUGAGGAGUGGGAGUGUGAAACCUCCACAGCCGGAGGUUGCGAUCUGCGUCGCGUAUCGCUGGAAACGCAAACACUUACUUCUGUACGUGAAUAUACGUCGUCACUCACCACCCUCUUGCGGCUACGAAGCGACGGCAUUUGUUUUCUUGGUGACGUGGCGCCAUCCAUUGAUCCCUCUUCACCGGAAUCCCAAGACUGCCUCCUAUCGGUUACACACAACCUCCGGAAGAAGUUGAGCGAUCUUGAGAUGGAGAACGAAAUGAAUGAUAAGUUGGUCAAAUUACUUGACGUUAAAUUAGUAGAAAUGCGAAGCAGUUUAGCUGUACUAGGGGCAAUGAAACAAACUGCCAUUCAGGCGAGACAAUUCAGAGAGGCGCAGGCGAAAUCCGAUGAGAUACGUGAACUUUCUGAUGCCAUCAAAAGAGAGGAGGAAACUCGAACCAACAUCCAAAAGAGGUUACAAACAAUUGGCGAUCUUCGAGAGGAGCUUCAAAAGAGGUUGUGUGACGAAAACAGUCAAUGUGAAGUUAAGGUCAGGGAGUAUCUAUUCAACUAUAAAAGUUGUAUCGACAAGACGGAGGAGGCGGGUGCUGCAUUGGUGGACGCGCUUCAUAAUUCCAUCGGUAAGGAAUCGAUGCUUGGAAGUGUUGACCUCGUAGAGGCAACACAGCAGCUGGUGGAUGUACUGAGGGAAGAACUCGAAGGUGCAAGUAUGGCUUCGUCUUUAAAUCCAGUGGAUCAACAGAGCUCUGAGGCGGUCAAAUACGAGUGA